Messenger RNA from Chinchilla lanigera (long-tailed chinchilla), 912 nucleotides. Its product is annotated as olfactory receptor 4C12-like. Gene Ontology annotation, cellular component: membrane. Lineage: Eukaryota; Metazoa; Chordata; Mammalia; Rodentia; Chinchillidae. Gene Ontology annotation, biological process: G protein-coupled receptor signaling pathway. Bases 1 to 912 code for a protein of 303 amino acids. The transcript is spliced from 2 exons. The record is from RefSeq and is a predicted model, not a curated record. Gene Ontology annotation, molecular function: olfactory receptor activity; G protein-coupled receptor activity.
AUGGAAAAAAUGAAUAACGUGACUGAAUUCAUCCUGUUGGGUUUGACCCAAAAUAUGGAGCUUCAGAAAAUUUCAUUUGCUGUGUUUUUGAUUGUGUACCUAGUCACGUUGGUGGGUAACUGGCUCAUCGUGAUUACCAUUGGCACCAGCAGAGCCCUAGGGUCCCCCAUGUACUUCUUCCUGUCCUAUUUGUCCCUCAUAGAUAUUUGCUGCUCUUCAUCCAUGACUCCUAAGAUGCUGGCUGGCUCUCUGUCUCUGAGAAAAUCCAUCUCUUUCAGCGGGUGCAUGACUCAGGUCUUUGCUGAGCAUUUUUUUGGUGCUGCUGAGAUAAUCCUUCUCACAGUGAUGGCCUAUGACCGCUAUGUGGCCAUUUGUAGACCCCUGCACUAUGCCAUCAUCAUGAACCGACAGGUGUGCAGCCUCCUUGUGGGAGUGGCUUGGGCUGGAGGCUUUGUCCAUGCAACCAUUCAAAUCCUCUUCACAGUCUGGCUGCCCUUCUGUGGCCCCAAUGUCAUAGACCACUUUAUGUGCGACUUGAACCCUUUGUUGAAACUUGUCUGCAUGGACACCCACAUUCUUGGUCUCUUUGUUGCUGCCAACAGUGGCUUCAUCUGCCUGUUGAACUUCCUCCUCUUGGUGAUGUCCUAUGUGGUCAUCCUGUACACUCUGAAGUCUCACAGCAUGGAGGGGAGGUGCAAAGCCCUCUCCACCUGUGUUUCUCACAUCACCGUGGUCAUCUUAUUCUUUGUGCCCUGUAUAUUUGUGUACCUGCGCCCGGUGGUCACUUUCUCCAUUGAUAAAGCUGUGGCUGUGUUUUAUACCAUGAUAACUCCUAUGUUAAACCCUCUCAUCUACACUCUCAGAAAUGCAGAGGUGAAAAAUGCUAUGAAGAAACUCUGGGUGGAAAUUUGA